This is a messenger RNA of Pseudoliparis swirei, 2972 nucleotides long. It is a transcript of the gene slc41a3, whose product is annotated as solute carrier family 41 member 1. Gene Ontology annotation, cellular component: plasma membrane. NCBI's taxonomy places the organism in Eukaryota, Metazoa, Chordata, Actinopteri, Perciformes, Liparidae. Gene Ontology annotation, molecular function: monoatomic cation transmembrane transporter activity. The transcript has 11 exons. The record is from RefSeq and is a predicted model, not a curated record. Bases 334 to 1782 code for a protein of 482 amino acids. Gene Ontology annotation, biological process: monoatomic cation transport.
CUAAUGUUUUGAUAAUAAUAAGAAAUUAAAAAAGCAUCAUGUUGGGAUAUAUUUGACAUAUCCAGAUGUCUUCAGCUGCUCCCGAGCUCCGCCAGGGGGGCGGGGCUACUCCUUGUGUUUAUCCAAUAGGAAAGCAUCUAUUUGUAUAACCAUGGUUACGGGGUUCGUGGCAUUAUGGUCUGGACAUGGCAGCCUGCGGGGGAGGCGUGGACGUCAACAGGCGCGGUGCGGAUCUCAUGGACCUGCGGACACUUUUUGGACAUUUUUUUUGGACAUUGUGUGUAAACAUAUUAAGCCGACGCCGCCCCGCUCGCCAUAGCCACCUCCGCCAUCAUGCCCGGGGAGGAUAAACCACCAACGCAACAGACCCGCCAGAGGAAAAAGAACAAAAAGUCUCGCUCCAAGGCGAAGAGCCCGAGCGUGAGUCCCAACGCCGCCGCCGCCCAAGAUGACCUCUUCCUGUCCGGCCUCCAGCCUCCUGGGAAGCCGACGGCGGAGAAGCCGAAAGCGUCCGUGGUCAAAUUGGAGGAGGAGUCUUCCGUCGCCAUCUGCCUUCAGGUGCUGUUCCCCUACCUGCUGGCCGGCAUGGGCAUGGUGAUGGCCGGCAUGGUGCUGGACAACGUACAGCACUGGAAGGUGUUCAAGGUGAUAACAGAGUUGUUCAUCCUGGUGCCGGCGCUGGUCGGACUCAAAGGAAACCUGGAGAUGACCCUGGCUGCUCGCCUCUCCACCGCGGCCAACACGGGGCAGCUGGACGACCCCGGGGCCCAGUGGACCAUGGUGUGCAGCAACCUGGCGCUCAUACAGGUCCAGGCGACGGUGGUGGGUUUCCUGGCGGCCGUGGCGGCCGUGUUGCUGGGCUCGUUCUCCCGGGGCGGCGUGGAGCUGGACCAGGCCGCCGUGCUCUGCGCCAGCAGCAUCACCACAGCCUUCUUCGCCGCGCUCUCCUUGGGCCUGGUGAUGAUCGGCGUGAUCCUCGGCUCCAGGAAGGUGGGCAUCAACCCGGAUAACGUGGCCACGCCCAUCGCGGCCAGCCUGGGCGAUCUGAUCACGCUGUCCCUGCUGGCCGGGGUCAGCAGCACACUCUACGAGUACAUCGACGUGUGGUACCUGUCCCCCCUGGUGUGCCUGGGCUUCCUGGCUCUGAUCCCGCUCUGGGUUCUGGUGGCCCGGCGGAGUCCUCAGAUCCGGGAGGUUCUCCGCUCGGGGUGGCAGCCCGUGAUCGUGGCCAUGUCCAUCAGCAGUUUCGGAGGACUGAUCCUGGACCGGACGGUGAGCGAUCCGAACUUCAAGGGCAUGGCGGUGUUCACGCCCGUCAUCAACGGAGUGGGCGGUAACCUGGUGGCCAUCCAGGCCAGCCGCGUCUCCACCUACCUCCACUUCUGGAGCCUCCCGGGGGUUCUGCCCUACAAGAUGAGGCAGCACUGGCCCAACCCCUACGCCAGCUUCUUCUCCUCAGGGCUGAACUCCAAGUCUGCGCGGGUCCUCCUGAUGCUGGUGGUCCCGGGUCAGCUGCUCUUCCUCUACGCCAUCUCUCUGCUGCAGGGCGACGAGGCGCCCGUCAGCGCCGCCUUCGCCCUCUGCUACCUAUGUGCCGCCCUGCUGCAGGUGACCAUCCUCCUCUACUGUGCUGACCUCAUCAUCCGUAUGAUGUGGAGGCGGAGCCUGGACCCCGACAACUUCUCCAUCCCCUACCUGACCGCCCUGGGGGACCUGCUGGGCACCGGGUUCCUGGCCCUCUGCUUCCGCGGCACCCCGCUGGUCCAGAGCCUGGGUCUCUGAAGGUCUCUGAAGGUCCCUGGAGGUCUCUGAAGGUCCCUGGAGGUCUCUGAAGGUUCCUGGGUCUCUGAAGGUUCCUGGGUCUCUGAAGGUCUCUGAAGGUCCCUGGAGGUCUCUGAAGGUCCCUGGAGGUCUCUGAAGGUCCCUGGGUCUCUGAAGGUCCCUGGGUCUCUGAAGGUCCCUGGAGGUCUCUGAAGGUUCCUGGGUCUCUGAAGGUCCCUGCAGGUCUCUGAAGGUCUCUCGGUCUCUGAAGGUCCCUGGAGGUCUCUGAAGGUCCCUGGGUCUCUGAAGGUCCCUGGAGGUCUCUGAAGGUCUCUCGGUCUCUGAAGGUCCCUGGAGGUCUCUGAAGGUCCCUGGAGGUCUCUGAAGGUCUCUCGGUCUCUGAAGGUCCCUGGAGGUCUCUGAAGGUCCCUGGGUCUCUGAAGGUCCCUGGAGGUCUCUGAAGGUCUCUCGGUCUCUGAAGGUCCCUGGAGGUCUCUGAAGGUCUCUCCGUCUCUGAAGGUCCCUGGAGGUCUCUGAAGGUCUCUCGGUCUCUGAAGGUCCCUGGAGGUCUCUGAAGGUCUCUCGGUCUCUGAAGGUCUCUCCGUCUCUGAAGGUCUCUCGGUCUCUGGGUCUCUGAAGGUCCCCCUAUCAACCCCCCUGAACUCCUAGCCGAACACUUCUCUCGUUGUGUUCCAUUCACCCGGAGACGCUUUUAAUUGGACAAUAAAGAAGUCCUGAUGGUCAUCACCGGCGGCGGCGGCGAGGGCGACGCCCACUCAUUCUAUUGGCCGAAGGAACUCACGCCUCUUUUAUUUGAGGGCAAAGGGACUCGAAGCCAGUAGAAGUUCUCUGUCCGUCAAUAAAUGGAACUUUUUUUUUUUAUCAUUCCUCCUUUAAACGUGAGUCCGGCGUCUCACCGCGGCGCCACCUCGUCUUCAUCGGAGGAAUAUUUAGCGGCUUCACGCCGUCGCGGGAAAACCCAAACAACUGGUCGGAUCCACUCAAAGUCCAGAGCGCCUCCCACUCACGAUGCUAAGCUACGUUAGCAUCUUGUACGUUAGCGCGUGCGCUGGCGUCGACCUUUUCAUCCGCGUCUCACCGUCUUUGCCAGAUGUGGAUUUUUCCCCUCUGGGAUCGUGUUCAUGUGCGAUGUUUCAUCAGCAAAGCAAAUGCGUUUCAGAAAACUGAUUAAAAAAGAAUCAUACUAAUAA